Caenorhabditis angaria is the source of this 6369-nucleotide messenger RNA. The record is from the annotation of a GenBank genome assembly. NCBI's taxonomy places the organism in Eukaryota, Metazoa, Nematoda, Chromadorea, Rhabditida, Rhabditidae.
AUGGGCGACGAGGAAGAAGAAGCAAAUGAGAAAACAUUAAAAUAUUGGAAAAUGAAAUAUCAAAUUUUAUCAGAUGAUUAUCAAAAAGUAAGUUUCAAAUUCAAUGUUUUCGGAUAGAAAUCUUUUUUUAAGCCCCACGUGACUCAAAAAUAUUCAAAUUUCAGCUCAAAACUCGAAGUGAAUCACUGGAAAACCAGCUCAUAGAAAUUGUAGAACAAAAUGACUCGCAAGAAUCAACAAGUCAACAAAAAGUAGAAAAUCUUGAAAGGUAAAUUUGUUUUAUAAAAACAAUGUUUUUCCAAAAAAAUUUUCAGUAAAUUGCGGGAAUCGACAAAACGAGUGGAACAACUUGAAGCGGCUUGUGUAUGUUUUUUUAAAAUUUCCAAUUACUCGAAAACUCUUAAAAUUCCAGAUGUUUUAUCGUAGUCAAUGUAGAUCAAAUGGAAAUCCAAAUGAAAACGAUUUGAAAUCUUUGAAAAUGCCGGUUUUUGAAAAAGGUGAUGGAUUCAUUUACGGGUUUCGUUGGAAAGCUUCCAGUCAAAUUCAUAUUGUUUGAAUUAAAGUACUAAUAAAAUAUUGCAUUUUUGGAUUUCAUGGAAAGUUCUCAUGUCAAACACCUCACUUCCGAUAAAACCAAGAAACCAGGAAAUUCUAUCCGUCAAGCCUACAUCUAAAAUAAUUUUCAGAGAAAAAAAGAGACGCAUUAAUUUUUUUCUACUCUCUCUUUUUCUUUUUGAAUUAUUAAUAUUCCGCAAAUAUUUAUUCGGUCUUACCACAAGUUCAAAUUCAGAUUUUUUUUCGAUAUUUAUUGCAUUUUUGUUUAUAUGUUUAAGUAUACAAAAAUGAAUGUUCGAUGAAACUAAACUGACAUUUGAGCAAAAAAGAAGUAUUUCGGAAUUCUAGAAUAUUUUGAGCAAAAAAUACAGUAAUCCUUUCUUUUCUCUUCUGUUCAAAUAUUCCCUGGUCCCAAAAAUUAUUUUUUCUUGAAAAAUUUCAAAAAAUCAACAAGUUCAACUUUGCUUAUGCUGAAAUUGUAGUAAUGACGCGCAAUUUGUGGCUUCAAAAUUUCUUAUAUAGAAAAUGUCAGGUUUCACAUUUUUUGUGAAUUUUAAAUUUAUUUUUGUUCAAAAAUUUCAUUAUUAAAUUUUGCAUCCAGCACAAGAGCUUCUCUAUGAAUCAAAAAUUCGAAAACAAAAAUACGGAAUUCGAUUUUAUGCAUCUAAAUUUUUUUGUUGAGAAAAACGGUGAAAAAUAUUUUGAACUUGACAUUUGUUCUUAUUCCGUUUUCAAAAAAAAAAAAUGCUAAUUUAUCCUUUUUGUUUCUUUUUGCAUUUUUUGAAGCGGAAGACACAACGAAAAAUUGCAAUUAGUUUGAAUUUCAGCUGGUUUUUGACACGUUCUUCUUUUUCUAAUCUUUUUUUAAAAACUUUGAAAAAAAUAUCUGGAUUAUUUAUGAAAUGUUCUUAACUUUUUUUGAAUCCAAAUCUUUGUGUUUCAAAACGAUAGAUUACAUUUUUUGAUUUUCACGCAAGUUUUGAAUUUUUCUCGAAUAUUCUCUCUCGAUUUACUGUGUUUUUAAGUAAGUAGAAAAUUGAUUUGAGAUGCAGAAAAUGUCAAAUCCAGACUGGCUCAACUAGAUUUAAAUUUUCAAAACAUACUUUUUUUUCUUCUUCCUAAAUCUCAGAAUCUUGCACAAGUUCCGCUGAACUCUUUUUGAUCAUCCAAAUGUUUUUUCCUAAGAAAAAUUAAUUACUCAUAGUUAAUUAGAUAUUCAUAAAAAAUAUUUCUCGUCUCGCUCCUAAUUUAAUUCAAAAAAUCAUGUGCGCAAUAUCUAGAUAUCUUCAAUAUCAAACACCUGGACAAAUGUUCUAAUUUGAUAUACAAAAUAAUGCCUUUUGGCUUUUUUUCAGUUCACUACGUUCCUGACAUUUUGAAAGUUUUCUUCGGAAGCCCGGAUUAUAGAUAGUUUUUUUUGCUGAAUUGAGAUUAGUAAAAGGUUUUGAUAUGUAAACAUUUAUCGAGAAAUGUGUAAUUAUCUGAGAAAACUUCUAUUUUUGUUACUUGCUCAGAGUUUUUCUCGGCAGUUUUUGUAUCGGACCUGAGGAAUCGGACCAGGUCCGAUUAAUCGGACCCGAUUUUGAAGGUAUUUUGAAUCGGACCAGUGACACAAUUUUUCAAUAGGAAUCGGACCACAAAAAAGAAAUCGGACCACCUUGCCUUUUUUGAAUCGGACCAGAUAAAAUCGGACCAGGUAAAAAAAAUCGGGCCAGGUAAAAUCGGACCAGGUGACAAAAAAUCGGACCAGGUGACAAAAAAUCGGACCAGGUGAAAAAAAUCGGGCCAGGUAAAAUCGGACCAGGUGACAAAAAAUCGGGCCAGGUAAAAAAAAUCGGGCCAGGUAAAAUCGGACCAGGUGACAAAAAAUCGGACCAGUUAAAAAAAAUCGGGCCAGGUAAAAAAAAAUCGGGCCCAGGUGAAAUCGGACCAGGUGGCAAGAAAUCGGACCAGGUAAAAUCGGACCAGGCAAAAAUCGGACCAGGUGGAAUCGGACCAGAUAAAAUCGGACCAGGUGAAAUCGGACCAGGUGGAAUCGGACCAGAUAAAAUCGGACCAGGUGAAAUCGGACCAGGUGGAAUCGGACCAGAUAAAAUCGGACCAGUUUACCAGUUUUUCUGGGCGUUCACUAAGCCUAAGCCUUGAAAGACAGAAAAGUUAAAGCUUUUGGGCUUUACUGGCCCGGAUAUUAGGCUUAGGCUUAGUAAACGCCCAGAAAAACUGGUCCGAUUUUUCGUUACCUGGUCCGAUUUCACCUGGUCCGAUUUUUGCCUGGUCCGAUUUUUUGUUACCUGGUCCGAUUCCACCUGGUCCGAUUUUUACCUGGUCCGAUUUUGCCUGGUCCGAUUUUUUGUUACCUGGUCCGAUUCCACCUGGUCCGAUUUUUUGCCUGGUCCGAUUUUACCUGGUCCGAUUUUGCCUGGUCCGAUUUUGCCUGGUCCGAUUUUUGCCUGGUCCGAUUUUGCGUGGUCCGAUUUUUUGUUACCUGGUCCGAUUUUUGCCUGGUCCGAUUUUACCUGGUCCGAUUUUUGCCUGGUCCGAUUUUGCCUGGUCCGAUUUUACCUGGUCCGAUUCAAAAAACACAAGAGGGUCCGAUUCCUUUUUUGUGGUCCGAUUCCUAUUGGAAAAUUGUGUCCCUGGUCCGAUUCCAACAACCUUCAAAAUCGGGUCCGAUUAAUCGGACCUGGUCCGAUUCCUCAGGUCCGAUACAAAAACUGCCGUUUUUCUCGUGAUCAGAUUUUUUUUGAUUUGGUGUUCAGUAGAUUUUUAUAUGUUUAUUGAUCAGGGUACUGUAGCAACAUAUUUCAGUUUCGGAGAAAAUUUGAUAAUAUUUUGAAAUUGGAAAAUAUAUCAUUCAGGUUCCGUGUUUCAUUUGAAAAUUUAUACAAAUUUGAAUUUCGGUUAAUCUGGGGGAAUUUUCUCCGAAUAAAUGCUUUAAAAGAUGCAGAAAUGAUUAAAAACACACUUUCAGAAAUAGACAAAUAUUUUCAUGUGAUUUCUUUUUCAAACUUCAAAAAAAUAUUGUUUUUUAUUCCAAAUUUAUUAUCUGAAAAUACAAGUACGUUCCAAACUUUUGCCAAAAUUUUUUCCAAUAUUGUUCAACUUGAAUUCCUUUUUUCCUGAAUAUUGUUGAUAAAUCAAACAUCUGAAAUUUGUUUAUACAUAGUUUUGGAAGUGUCAAAUUGGCUUCUUACUAUUCUCAAAGAUUAUAAAAUGGUUUACAAAUCUCAAAAUACGGAAUCGUUUUCCAAUUCUUUUUGUAGAAAAUAUGUGUUGAAUUUAUAUAAUCGCGUGACACUUGAUUAUUAUACCUUUUCUGCUGUUUUUUUGCUGAAAUAUAUUUCUAACUCUGCAAUUACAAAUGUUUUUGUUAUUUCUUUAAAGACACGUAGAAAACUAGAAUUGUGUGUUCGUAAUCUUCAAAAUUUGAACGCGCGCCUUUUUUCAAAGUUGUGUGCUGUUCGUUUGAAAAAAGAAAUAAAUAAAUAAAAUGUGGUGGUACGGUAUGCUAAGAAUGCACACAUGUGCGGCAAAUCACGGGCAUUUGUGCAAACACCAAAUUUCGCGUCGGCUGAGCGAUUUCAAAAAAGGCAAUUUCUUUUUUUGACUUUCGCUAAACUCAAUAUUUUUCAAUUUUGUUUAUGUACUUCCACUAUUUAAAGGAUGAUAAAAAACAUGCAAACAAUGAUUUUUGAACGAUUUCUAGUUUUCUACGUGUCUUUAAAUGUUAUUUGAAAACGAAAAGUUAAAAUACACUAAAGUUGAAUUUUGCAAGUUUCUUCCCUUUCCAAUUUCCAGAAAUCCAAUGACAAUUAUUAAUUGUGACAAGCAUGUUUUACUCGAGGAGCAAAAUAAGUUUUGAGCUCGAAUAAUUUCAUGUUGAAUCAUCCUUUUCUUUUCUUCUCUUCAAAAUAAAAAUCUUAAUUAUAUGUACACAAUUUUCCAGCUUAUUAAAAUUUUCCCGCUUUUUCCUUCUUCAUUUUUUCUCUUAUUCAAGAAACUUUUUCCGUUUUUUAGCGAGACAAAAACAUGUCCUCAAGAUAUAGGGCAGACUACGGUAGAUAUACGCUUUUUUAAUUUCCUGGACUUUCUUUUGCCUAGAAUGAUACAGUAACUGUUUUUGAUAUAUAUUUUUAUUAGAACAAAGAUUAGUCUUGUGAUAUUGUUUUUGUCUUUCUUGCCUAAAAAACUCUUGGAUUAUUUUCAUAUUUUUUCUCAUAAUUCGGAUGAAAUAUAAAAACUGAAAAUAAAGAAGGAUAGGUUUGAGGUCGUAUUGAGUGCACUAGACGUUCGAUUUUUAAUUUCUUUUUUUUUUAAAUAAAUUUCAGUUUUUUGAUUAUUACACAGGAUGUCAUUAAUCGCAUUAAUCUGAAUAUUUAUUAAUUCUAAUGUUUGAUAUUUCAAAAACUUUUCCAACAUUUUAAGGAUAAAAAUAAUAAUUAAAUUUUUUAGAUGGAAAACAUUACAUCAAUUUUGGCCUCAAAUGCGACACUUGCUGACGCAGUAACUGCCGUGACUGUGGAAAAUAUAACUGUUCGACCUUCUUCUAACUCGUCAUCUCCUUAUCACUUGGAUAGAAUUCGAUUUAUUUACGUACAAGUUCUUAUGGUUCAAAUUCUACUUGGUUGCUCAGGAAAUCUGAUGAAUCUUGUGGUUUUAUUGAGUAGAGCAAUGCGAAGUCGAACAAAUUUGGUAAAGGUUUUUAGCCGGAAAAACAUUGGGAGUUCCGAACAAUUUUUUAGUACUCAUUUUUUCGAACAAUCAAACCAAUCAUAUCAAAUUUCCAGAUAUUUGCGGCAAUGGCUUUUUCGGAUCUUUUUUUCUUGAUGUGUCACAUAACUACAGUACUCUAUUUUUUGGUGAGUUUGAAUAAUUCGAAUUCUAUAAUAACUUCUGAAAACUUUCCAGGGACCGUUUUCCAAAAGUCUUUUUUAUUAUAAUUAUUCUCAAUACAUUUCUGGUCUUGCUAAUUGGGCAUCAGCAAUUUCAAUUUAUUGUAUGAUGUAUGCAACAAUCGAACGUGUUCAAGUAUUUCGAAGUCCAUUUAAAACUUCGAAAAGAUCAGCUUCUUGUCGAUUUUUCAUGAUUAUGUUAGCUAUCACAAUUGGGUCUCUCUUUUUGUCUCUUGUUCAUUUUGUCCGCCCCAAACACCGUUUAGAAAGUCGUUUAGCACAAAUUUUAAUGGUAAAAUAUAUCUAGUUUGAUAACAUUGAUAAUUCUAAAUAUAUUUUCAGAUGGUCAAUAUGAUCUGCAUUGUAAUAAUUCCCUUGUUCGUCACAACAAUUCUUAAUGUUCUUCUGAUUAUGGCUCUUCGAAAAAACACAAUGCCAUUGAGAAUGUUAAAUGACAGUCAAAUACACAAAUCGUUGAUCAUUCAAAGGACAAAAAAUGAGAGAAAGGUACAAAAAAUUUGCGAAUUGAAAGUAUCAAAUUCUUUUAAAAUUUCAGGUUACCUUGAUGGUUGCAGUUAUUAUAACUUGUUUCAUUGUUUGUAACACACCUGGAGCAAUUGUUUUUAUUCUCAAAGAAUUCAUGCCUGGUUUUGAUAUGGUAAAUUAACUUUCAUCAACAUAAAAAAAUGCAAAAACUGAAUAAUUGCAGAGCAACGACAAUAUUUUGACACAAGCUGUUUGUAAUUCGUUGACAAUUACUGGAAAAGUUCUCAAUUUUCUUCUCUUCUGUUUGAGUUCUGGUCACUUCCGCGCACUUCUUAAAAAACGACUAAAGUUUAUUUUUCGUAUCAAUCCGAGGCCACGUCGAAACACCUACAGUACGGCCACAAAAACCUUCAGUGUACCUUUAAAUGAUCUCUAA